UCGUAUUCUUCGUUCGGCCAGUCUGGCAGGAGGUUCUGGGGCACUUUAGUGAAAGUCUAUUGCGAGAAAAACUCAUCUUCUCUCUGAAAAAGUAGACUUUACAAAUAUUUCGUUGACAAUGAGUUACAACAUGUCCGACCCUUCAUCCAGGCAUAGCUCUUCUUACAAAAGGAUGUUCGGGGGAGAGAGACCCAUGGUGGCUCGCGCCAGCUACUCAAGCCGCCAGUACUCGAGACCGUCGUCGCGAGUCUCCGUCGGUCUCUCCUCUGCCCCACCCAUCUACGCGACCAAGGUCUCCAGGGUCCGCAGCAGCGCCCCGAUGCCCCGCCUGGCGUCGGAGAGCUUGAACUUCUCCCUGUCUGACGCCAUAAACACUGAGUUUAAGACCAACCGCACCAACGAGAAGGCGCAGAUGCAGCACCUCAACGACCGGUUCGCAAGUUACAUCGAAAAGGUGCGCUUCCUUGAACAGCAGAACAAGAUCUUAAAUGCGGAGCUCGAGCAGCUGCGGGGGAAAGGCACCACGCGCAUCGGGGACCUGUACGAGGAGGAGAUGCGCGAGCUCCGACACCAGGUGGACCAGCUCACCAACGAGAAAGCGCGCGCGGAGGUGGACCGGGACAAUCUAGCGGAGGAAAUCGAGCGACUCCGGGAGAAGCUCCAGGAUGAGAUAAUUCAGCGCGAGGAGGCGGAAACCAACAUGCAGGGCUUCAGGCAGGAUGUGGAUAAUGCUUCUCUGGCUCGUGUGGAUCUGGAGCGUAAAGUGGAGUCGCUGCAGGAGGAGAUCAACUUCCUCAAGAAGCUCCACGACGAGGAGGUGGCUGAGCUGCAGGCUCAGAUCCAGGACCAGCAUGUGCAGGUGGACAUGGACGUGGCCAAACCCGACCUGACUGCCGCCCUGCGGGACGUCCGGCUGCAGUACGAGAACCUGGCCGCCAAAAACGUCCAGGAGUCCGAGGACUGGUACAAGUCCAAGUUUACAGACCUAUCUGAGGCUGCUGCUCGGAACAGUGAGGCCCUGCGGCUGGCUAAGCAGGAGGCUAACGAGUUCCGCCGCCAGGUGCAGGCGCUCACUUGCGAGGUUGACUCCCUGAAGGGAACCAACGAGUCCCUGGAGCGCCAGAUGAGGGGGAGGGAGGAGAACUUUGCCCUGGAGGCCUCAAACUACCAGGACACCAUCGCCCGCAUGGAGGACGACAUCCACAGCAUGAAGGACGAGAUGGCCAGGCACCUGCGCGAGUACCAGGACCUGCUCAACGUCAAGAUGGCGCUGGACAUCGAGAUCGCCACCUACAGGAAGCUGCUGGAGGGGGAGGAGAGCAGAAUCUCCAGUCCUCUGCCGAACAUCUCUUCCCUGAACCUGAGAGAAACCAUGAUGGAGUUAAAGCCCGUGAUUGACAGCAUGUCAUCCAAGAAGGUGUUGAUCAAGACCAUUGAGACCAGAGAUGGGCAGGUGAUCAACGAAUCAACCCAACACCAUGAUGAUUAUGAUGAGGAGCUAAUCUUCGAGUGAACUUUCACCCCUGCAAACACCAGGGAACGAUGUAGCCGUCUUUCUGUGAGUUUAAAAAAACCAGAAAACCAACAAAUAAAAAUCAAUAAUAGCUUUAAAAGUGCCUUUCUUUGCCAUUAUAGGGCGGGGUGAAGGCUGGGAGAUCAGAGUAGAAACAUUGACACAAGCUUUAGUUCCGCCGUCCUUUACCACAGUCUGGAGUUUACAGUCAACAAAAGAAAAAAAAACAACACAGCAAUAAGUUUUACUACACCAAAUGAAACUCAGAAGGCUUUCUCCCCCAAUACAAUUUGUGUUCAACAAGAAGACCAAACAAUCAGUACUUCUGUAUGUCAAUAAACCUUUUAAAAAAACAAUA
This is a messenger RNA of Anguilla anguilla (European eel), 1871 nucleotides long. Its product is annotated as vimentin A2-like. The coding region runs from base 119 to 1513 and encodes 464 amino acids. Gene Ontology annotation, molecular function: structural constituent of cytoskeleton. The transcript has 9 exons. Gene Ontology annotation, cellular component: axon; plasma membrane; intermediate filament. NCBI's taxonomy places the organism in Eukaryota, Metazoa, Chordata, Actinopteri, Anguilliformes, Anguillidae. The record is from RefSeq and is a predicted model, not a curated record. Gene Ontology annotation, biological process: intermediate filament organization.